Drosophila rhopaloa is the source of this 1626-nucleotide messenger RNA. RefSeq names its product peritrophin-48. The transcript is spliced from 2 exons. Lineage: Eukaryota; Metazoa; Arthropoda; Insecta; Diptera; Drosophilidae. Gene Ontology annotation, cellular component: extracellular region. The record is from RefSeq and is a predicted model, not a curated record. Bases 48 to 1532 code for a protein of 494 amino acids. Gene Ontology annotation, molecular function: chitin binding.
CCAAGAACAGUAUACAACCGGGAGCCACCAAAAUAAACAGCAAAAUAAUGGGUGGACAGAAAGGAUCCAUAAUCGCCGCGCUGGCGCUGCUGGUCGCCUGUGCCGCUCCAGCCACGGCCGAUCUGAACGUGACCGCAUUGUGCCUGCUGGUCAGAAGUGGCAGCUACGUGGCCAGCCAGACGGAGUGCUCCACCUACUACCAGUGCCAGGGGUCGCAGGUCACAACCCUGACCUGUCCCACGGGCUACUACUUCGACAAGAACGCGCAGCAGUGCACGGGCACCGUGCCGAGCACCUGCAUCGACAGCAACAAUCCCUGCCAGGGCAAGGCGGUGGGCUCCUUUGCGGGCACCACCACCUCCUGCGGCGGCUACUACUACUGCGGCUCCUCGGGAGCAGUGCGGGGCAACUGUCCCGCCGGCGAGAACUUCAACCCCACGACCAUGGCCUGCGUGUAUGCCAACAACUAUCCCUGCCGGACCUCCAGCGACAGCGACACUGCUGCCAGUGUCUUGACCCUCAACCUGUGCAAUCUCAUCAAGAACGGCGUCUACUUCGGCAGUCCCUCCAACUGCAGCGGCUGGAACUUCUGCCAGGACAAUGUCUUGCGCUCGGGCAGCUGCGCCAAGGGCUUCGUGUACAAUGUGGCGGCCAGCAACUGCGGCUACCAGACGAUCUCCUCCUGCUCCCAGGUGACCAACGACCCUUCGCUGACGGGUGCUGCUGUGCCGACGAUCUGCUCCAAGGCGGGUUCCAUGAUCAAGGCGACGGCCUGCAACCAGUACUACAUGUGCUCGGCCAGCGGCAGCUACCAGCUGAUGACCUGCCCCUCGGGAUACUACUACGACACCAUCUCGGAGGCAUGUGUGACCAGGAUGUUGGCGAGGAACGAUUGCGACAGGUGCGUGGGCACCACCGCCAGCUUCGUGAACGCCUACUCGGCCAGCAACUGCUCCGAUUACCUGUACUGCGUGAAUGGCGUCCAGAAGGACGUGGAGACCUGUCCCACCGGCUACUACUUCAACGAGAACUCUGGGGCCUGCGUUAACGGUGAGGAGCCCCAGUUCAGGUGCUGCAAUCCCCUGGGAAACACCGGCAUUGCGACCACAGCUGCUCCAUCCACUUCUACCAACGGAACCUCCUCUGGAUCUUCUUCCACUGGAACCUCCUCUGGAUCUUCUUCCACUGGAACCUCCUCUGGAUCUUCUUCCACUGGAACCUCCUCUGGAUCUUCUUCCACUGGAACCUCCUCUGGAUCUUCUUCCACUGGAACCUCCUCUGGAUCUUCUUCCACUGACACCUCCUCUGGAUCUUCUUCCACUGGAACUUCCUCUGGAUCUUCUUCCACUGGAACCUCCUCUGGAUCUUCUUCCACCGGCUCUUCUACAGAUACAUCUUCGGGAAAAACCGACGGAACUUCUACGGAUACUUCUUCGGCAAAAACCGACGGAACUUCUACGGAUACUUCUUCGGCAAAAUCCGACGGAACUUCUACCGGAACCUCUUCGGGCACUUCUACUUCUACAAAAUAAUCUGUUACAUUUCCUUUGCAUUUUGAAAAAAUAUUAAAUAUAUAACUGCAUAAAAAUAAAUAAACCAUUGUACAUCGAUAGAGGAACCCGAUUU